Molecule: messenger RNA, 1485 nt
Organism: Vigna unguiculata (cowpea)
Lineage: Eukaryota; Viridiplantae; Streptophyta; Magnoliopsida; Fabales; Fabaceae
Source: RefSeq, a predicted model, not a curated record
UGGACUAAAACUCUAUUUGGCCAAUCUGAUCCACUUUUAAAUUGGUUUGGUCAGUUAAGGAUCAUUUAAUUAAAUCUGUUUUUAAGAUCUGAUAUAUGUUAUAUAAUUUUUCCAAAACAGAUUUGUGUUUUAAUUAUAUAGAUUUUAAAAAUUGGAAAAUCCAAAGUUAUAUUCUGUAAUCUGAACCUAAUUUCAAUCCUCUCCUCUGUUUCAAAAUUUUUAGAACCCUAAAUCCUCUUCACACUCGAAAAUUUCAGUGGAAAGGUAGAGAACGCACUUUGGUGCUACUGUUGCACUGGUGGGUGGGUUCGCCGGAGAUUAAGAUCGAGACUAGAGCACUGCGUAUUGGGAAGGUUGUUACUGUUAUAAGGUGUUUGCAGGGGUAUUAAUUGUGAAUUUCAUUCAGCUGGAUAGCUAGCGGCUUUUUUUUUAAUCUGAUAGACUGUAAAGGAUUGCUUCUCGUGUACUGAUUCCAAGGUUAGUUAGCAAUUCGACUAUAAUUUCCAUUUUGCCCUUUGAUUGAACUCUUUAGGGUUUCAAAUGAAUUUGAUUUUUCUUCAAAAAGACAGUGAGCAAUGCUGGGCUUUUCAUAUGGAGAAAUAUUUCUGUUGCUUGGAGCCACUGCUGCUCUGAUAGGUCCAAAGGAUUUACCAAUCAUAUCCAGAACAGCAGGGAGACUUGCUGGUAGAGCUAUCGGAUAUGUACAAUUGGCUCGUGGUCAGUUUGAAAAUGUUAUGCAGCAAUCCCAGGCUCGCCAGGUUCAUAAGGAACUGCAAGACACAAUGGCUCAGCUAGAUGCUAUUCGUCAUGAAAUUCGAAGCAUAUCAAUCAUAAAUCCUGGCCCUUUGACACGAAGGUUUGCUGACAAUCCUGACCAGACAUCUACCCCAAAUGACUGUAAGAAAUCAGAAGAUUCUGGAGAGAAUCACCCGAAACCCACUGAUAUCAAGGAUUCAACUUCUGUAUCUUAUAAUUCAUGCAAUAUGCAAAAUCAAGCAACCAUUUACGCCAGAUUGGCAGAGUCCCCUUCCAUAAAGAAUGAGUUGUCAGCAAGUAGUCCUGAAGUGGAGAAGAUAGACGACAAACUGCAGCUUACUGUCUUACCCAUAUCCGCUGAAAAUGCUGGACUGUUACCAAAUCGUGGGGCUGAUGUGAAAGGAUCUGACAUAGUUCUAGAAGCAAUUUUGGAGGCAGAGGUAGCUCAUAACGCAAAGGAAUUCUUUUCGCAGCCCCAAAACCAAGUCAAAUAAAAUUGAUUAGGUAAUCCUCCAUAAACAUAGUACCUUAAAAUCUGUAGAUGGUGAAGUUUCUCGCAUUGUUAAAUGCAAAAUAAUAAGAUAUCGAUUCUUGAAUUUUUGGUGUUUUGGUUUGCUGUAUGGUUGAGUACCUUAAUUCUGGCUUUUGGCAGGGUAUUACCUGGUCCUUUGUAAGUUAAGUGAUAAAUUUAAAUGAGUUUUAAAAUAGUUGAUAAUUUAGUUUUUAAAA